This is a messenger RNA of Camellia sinensis, 1890 nucleotides long. RefSeq lists its product as uncharacterized. The record is from RefSeq and is a predicted model, not a curated record. Lineage: Eukaryota; Viridiplantae; Streptophyta; Magnoliopsida; Ericales; Theaceae.
GAUUUUUUUAAUACUUUUUGACUUUUUAUGAGUUUUUUUAUUUUUAUUUUAAAUAAUAAUAAUUUAAUUAAUGACAUUUAUACAAAAUGAAAAAUCCUGGUCCUACAUAAGGUUAUCCCCCAACUAGUAGUGGCUAGAAUUACCUUUGCAGCCAAACACUCCCUCAAAUCCCUAAACAGAAAUUUACGCGCCAAAAUAUUUUCAGAGGAGCCAAGAAAAAGAAGAAGAAUGAUAGGAUUAUCAUUAUAUAUACAUCGAUACAUAUAUAUAUAUAUAUACAAACUUCUUGGGUGAAGAGUAGUAGUACGUAAUUAUGGCCGCAAUCGGAUGGUACGGACCUCUGAUCGAUCUCUCCAAAGCUGCUUCUCACAUUGGCGAUUACGUUCAGUUACUCGUUUUCAUUCACAGAUCUACUCCCAUUCAGUAUAAGAUGGCGAAAAGAGGUGGAGAAGUUAUUAGGACAGACAUUCAGGUCGGUGACGAUACACGCAGAUUUUUUUCUGUAUCCAUUUGGCAAAAGCAAAUUGGUUCCAUGGUUUUUGCUGGUGAUAUUGUUUUGCUGCAAAAUGUCAAGGUUACAAAAUUUGGAGAUUUUGUUGAGGCCAGAACCAUCCAAUGCUCAUCUUUACAAUGUUUAGUCCACCCUAGUGAAUCACUUGUUUCUAAGGGUGUGGAGGGCAUCAUAGGGGAAUGUCGAGUUGGUGUAAGAACAAAGGAAAAGCUUAGGAAAGUUAUUGAGUGGGUGCAGCAAACUGGGUCCACUCUUUGCAAUGUGCAAUUGCACAGGCACCAACCUAUGAGGCAACAAUCUAUAAACUGGAAAGUGCAUGAAGAGAGAGGCUCUCAGGACUUCUUUUCUCUUUUAGAAGUGUCACAUCUAACUGAUUCUUGCAAGGCUACUUUCUAUGCAUCCAUUGGUGAAAUUUUUCUGAAACAUCUUCAUGAAUCUGAGGAGGAGAGGAUGUUCAUCAGUAGGAGAUUAUGGACAACGGGAGAGAAUAAUUUGACUGAAGAUCUCAUUUGCUCUGGUUGCCAACUAUGCGGCUCUCCAUUGAAUUCUGAGUCUACUACGUUCGACCAAAGCAACAUUCCACUCUAUUGUCCAAAAAGCACUAGCCACCUCCAUUUAAUAACCUCAAUAUACAGACCCUUCAUGUUAUACGUAUGGGAUGACUCAAAAUAUAUUCCUCUCCUCGUCAAAAACAAGGCUGCUGAACUCUUGUUUGGAAACAUCAAGGCUGAGAGAGUAUACUCCUGCUAUAGAGAGCGAAAUCAUGAUCAAACCCCUAAUGCAAACAAUGUUCAGAACACGGAUCAUUCUGAUGCAAGAGCUACUACUACUCAGCUGAAUGCUGCCGAGAGUGAAGUUAACUGUCUUCACCCUCCACGGGAAGGUAAGAGCUUGGGACAAAAGGGAAAACAGAAGUCUGAAGCCCCAAACUUGUAUUUGAUUUGGUUAGUAUUGCUUAAAGUUUUGAUGCAACAAGGGAAGAAUAGUCCUCUGAAAUUCAAAGUUACAGUCAAUGUGGGCAGAGAUUGGGAAAGCGGGAGAUUUGAAAUGGUUUCUGUGUCGAUACCAUGCUUUGGAAUGAUGGCGUCCUCGGUUUAGGUUACUGUUAUACUUAUUUCUAUGUCUAUAUCUAUAUCUAUAUAUAUGAGCAUAUAGUAGCAAUAAAAUAGCAAAAAACAACUCAUGCAUCCAAGUCUAAUUGAUUGGAAUACAAGGCUUUGUUGGUUUGCAGGUUCUUAUUGUUUACUGACCAAUUAGUUUGGUUGUAUUUUCGUUAUGUUUUCUAUUUUCAUUUUCUGGAAAACACAAGAAACUCAUUUGAAUAAUUGUUUUUGAGGAACUAUUUUAGGGAAACUCAUUAACAGUCCGUAUGCCUUCAA